AUGAGCCGUCUGAAAUGCGGCUUGAUCGUCGGGACCGUCGUCGGCGCGGUCGCGUGCGCGCUCGGUCUCAUCCUCAUUCCAGUGGGCGACAAUAUCAUCAGCACAACUGUCAAAAAGGAAGCUGUCCUGGAGGAAGGAACCACGGCGUACGAGAACUGGAUCUCGGCCGGCGCGCCGGUGUACAGGCAGUUCUGGCUGUUUGAAGUGCAAAAUCCAGAUGAGGUGGUGAAAAACGGCAGCGUUCCUCAGGUCCAACAAAAAGGACCGUACACGUACAGGACAAGGUACAUCCCCAAAGAGAAUGUGACGUUCUGCCAGAACCAGACCGUGUCCUUUGUGCUGCCAUCAGGAGCCAUCUUUGAGCCGGACAUGUCUGUGGGAGCAGAGGAGGACAUGGUGACCACACUGAACCUCGGUGUGGUUGGUAUCUACAAUCUGGGAGAUAACAAAUUUUCUGAUUUCCUGAUCCAGAAGAACGGCUCGUCUCUGUUUCAGAACAGAACCGUGAAGGAGCUGUUAUGGGGCUACAAUGACCCCAUACUGAAGUUUAAGAUGGGAGUUUUUUACCCAUAUAACGGAAGCGACGACGGACUCUACAACGUAUUCACAGGCAAAGGCGACAUCAGCAGAGUAAACAGCAUCAGCUCCUGGAAUUACACGAAGUCUCUGCCCUAUUGGAAUGAUGCAUACUGUAAUAUGAUUAACGGCACAGAUGGCUCGUCCUUCUCUCCGUUCCUUGACAAGAAGGUGCCAUUGUACUUCUUCUCCUCCGAUAUCUGCAGGUCCGUCUCAGCCGAGUUCAGUGACCGUUUGGAUUUGAAAGGGAUCAUGGUGAAUCGCUACAUGCUGCCGCCACAAACGUUCGCGUCCCCCGUGGACAAUCCAGACAACCGGUGCUACUGCACAAACUCUGAAGUCACCAUGAACUGCACCUUGGCCGGCGUGCUCGGCGUCUCGGUGUGCAAAGGUUCUCCUGUGUACAUCUCCCUCCCUCAUUUCCUGCACGGCAGUAAGGAGCUGCUGGAACGUGUUCAUGGUCUAAACCCGAACCCUGAGGAACACUCCACCUAUCUGGAUGUUGAACCUAUCACAGGCUUCACGCUGAGGUUCGCCAAACGCCUUCAGAUCAACAUGAUGUACGGCCCUGCCAAGAACAUCCAGCUCUUUAGUAAAGUGAAGGAGAACACUUUCUUCCCCAUCCUGUGGUUAAAUGAGACGGCGAUACUGGAUGAUGACACGGCAAACAGGUUUAAGGCGGAGCUCUUCUCCCGGAUCGACACUCUGGAGAUGGUGCAGAUCGUUCUGUCCUCGGUCGGAGCGGCGAUAUUGGCGCUGUCUGUGAUCGGACUGUGUGUGGUGAACCGCCAGAAUCACACAUCGUACGUAGCGUAA
This is a messenger RNA of Neoarius graeffei (lesser salmon catfish), 1392 nucleotides long. RefSeq names its product CD36 molecule (thrombospondin receptor) (gene cd36). Bases 1 to 1392 code for a protein of 463 amino acids. The transcript is spliced from 12 exons. Gene Ontology annotation, cellular component: cell surface; caveola; cytoplasm. NCBI's taxonomy places the organism in Eukaryota, Metazoa, Chordata, Actinopteri, Siluriformes, Ariidae. Gene Ontology annotation, molecular function: low-density lipoprotein particle binding; scavenger receptor activity; low-density lipoprotein particle receptor activity. The record is from RefSeq and is a predicted model, not a curated record. Gene Ontology annotation, biological process: receptor-mediated endocytosis; lipid storage; long-chain fatty acid import into cell.